Messenger RNA from Cercospora beticola, 909 nucleotides. RefSeq lists its product as uncharacterized. NCBI's taxonomy places the organism in Eukaryota, Fungi, Ascomycota, Dothideomycetes, Mycosphaerellales, Mycosphaerellaceae. The record is from RefSeq and is a predicted model, not a curated record.
UCGCUGGCCCCGUGAUCCCGCAAGCGAGUGACGUAUCCGACCUUUCCACCUCGAAACCAGCUCCUCUGUUUCUAGCACUACAUAUAUCUUUAUCGCUACCGAAUAUGCGGACCUAUCCCCUGCCGCUCACCAUUCUAGCCCUCUCUUCCGUCUCUCACUCACAGCUUGUUCCGUUCUCCUCUCUUUGGUCACGAAAACCCGCAAACGAGCUUCAGCAGGCACCCAUUAUGGCAGACACGAACGGCCCUGGAAUUCAGCUGCCUCCCUCGUCCGACGGCAAUCCUCCACCUCCACCUCCCAAAGGCGAUGUCAUAAUAUCUGACGUGAUCGGAAACACACGGCAGAUCAACAUCUUCGCCGGCUUCACGCGAGACAUCGACACAAUCUCAUCCCGCUUAGACGAUUCGUCUCAGAAUAGCACCAUUCUUGCGCCCCUGAACUCUGCGAUUUCCGCACUGCCACGAAAACCCUGGGAAGAUCCCCGAGAGUAUGCUGCGCUAGGUGCGAACGCGUACGAGGGCAAAGAUGGAGAGGACCGGGCUCACCGAAAUUUGAGGAGAUUCACGGAGGCUCAUGUCGUACCCGAAAGCCCAUGGAAGAAGGGGGAAAAGGUGAAGAGUUUAGGUGGAAACGUACUGUGGUGGGACGUCAAGGACGACGAGAAAGCGUAUGUGCAGCCGGGAGAUGUGGAGGUGGAAAGAGUCGCGUCCAUGGUGGGCAACGGAGAAGUGUGGGUGCUGAAGGGAGUCUUGAACUAUGCCAGCUGAGGAGGAGAGUGUUGAUGAGGCUUUACGAAUGAUGAACACAAUGACAUUACGGCGGUAGCGCUUUCUAUGCUUCGAGGCCCGCCUCCCAAGCACGAACCUCCCGACACCCGAGGACAACAGUCUGAUUUCCCACAGUUUUGUG